Molecule: messenger RNA, 2550 nt
Organism: Aplosporella prunicola CBS 121167
Lineage: Eukaryota; Fungi; Ascomycota; Dothideomycetes; Botryosphaeriales; Aplosporellaceae
Exons: 4
Coding region: 1-2079 (692 amino acids)
Biological process (GO): spindle attachment to meiosis I kinetochore; attachment of mitotic spindle microtubules to kinetochore; kinetochore assembly
Cellular component (GO): kinetochore
Molecular function (GO): centromeric DNA binding
Source: RefSeq, a predicted model, not a curated record
AUGGCGCCUGCAGACACGCCAGGCAAGAAGAAACGCGACAACAACUACUUCAAUGUCGGCGUUCAAGGCAGGAAAACCGGUAUCACGUUGAAGGACACGGGCAUUCGCGAUGAACACGGCAUGGAACCCAUCGACGGCAUCUUCUCUUCGCCGGAGAAGUCCCCGCCAAAGCGGCCCGCGCCCAAGCCUGCAGACACAACGCUCACGUCUUCAGAUAUGGACGUUCAGCAAAGUUCUAUGCCCGAGCCUGCUGAUGCGCUCAGCGCGCGCAGAUCAAUCCGUCCCACCAAAACCUCAUACUUCCCGCCGCCUAUGGCUCGUUCGCCAAUCAAGACAAACAUUGGAUCGUCUCCUCGCAGACAGUCCUCCAUGGGCCCGCCCUCACAAAUGCGCCGGAGCGCACGCACGCCUGAUCGUGCAGCGUCACACCCAGUCGUUGCGCGGAAGUUGGAUUUUGGUGGAGACGAGCAAACAUCGGAGACAAUCCGCAGCAGUGGUAGCAGGAGCAGCAGGACCAGAGGGAAGGAGCGGGCUGAUAUUUACGACCUGCGGCCUUCGCCGGUGCCUGACCAGAAUCAGACUCACGAUGAGAGUAUCGUAGAAGAAGAGACCCAGGACUUUGACUUCCCAGUCAAUGGAGUGAAUGAUGACAGCCCGCUGCCAGGCGACGGUGGAGAUUCCCUUCAGAUCCUUCCGGACGUAGAGCAACCACUGGAAGGAACGCCGUUGGUUGAGAGACCUAAGACGAAGAGGGGAAGGCCCAAGAAAGACGCUGAAAGCGUGCAAAAAGAGAACGAAGAAGAACCGGCGAUUCCAACCUCCCCGCCUGCUUCGAAGAAGGGGAGAGGCAGGCCGAAGAAGGCUAACGGAUUGGUCUCUGCAAAGGCUUCUAACGCAGCGGCUUCAAAGGUCGCCCCAGGAAGGUCAGCCUCGAAACCAGCUACGAAUGGACAGGUCGACGAAGAAAGCGCAAUGGAUUUGGAUGUGCCGACUGAGGAACCUUCCUUCCAACAACAGGAUACCGAAAUGGAAGUGGAUCAAGAGGUAGCAACUGAACUGGAGCCCGAGCCUGAACCUCCGAAGAGGAAGCGUGGGCCGGGCAAGAAGAGCUCUAAACCCAUUGUGCAAGAAGACGAAUCUGAAGAGCCUACAGAGGACCAGGAGCCGCCAACUAAGAGAGCGAAGAAGAAACCAGCGCCUAAGAAGCCACCGCCGUCGCAGCGUGAUCCUAACGCUCGGAUUACGUCUUCGAGGAAGAAUGUUGGGAAAGAGAAGGAGAACGAGGAGCCUGAACUACAGCAAUCCCCUGCGAAGCGAGGAUCAAAGCCUCCUACUGCGCUACCGCGAAGCCUACAAGUUCUCCGAGAUGGCACGCCUUUCGAUGAUGCGGGUGUCAAGACGACUCGCUCGGGCCGUACAUCAGUCAAGCCCCUGAAUUUCUGGCAAAACGAGAAGAUUGAAUAUCUGCACGAUGGCACAAAGCAACAAAUCACGCGCGCCGAAGAGACUGAGGUACCAAAGCGUAAAAUGGAGAAGCGCCGGGGCAGAGGGCGCCCGCGUGUCAAGCCUGAAAAGAGCGAGAAUGCGGAAGAGGAGGAUCUGGAGCUGGAAGAGUGGGAAAAGUCACCUGGUGUCAUGGCUGGCUGGGUGAAUGGGUGGGACGAGACGGAGCAGGUGGUGAUCAAUGAAGGCGGCAUUCAAGAAGACCUAGCCUUCUCGGCCACUAGGAUCCAGACGCGGGAGGUCAAAAGCGGAAACUUCAGAUACGCCAAGAUCAUCGGGAUACCGUUCUUCGGCGCGGGCAUGGUGGAUAUCCCGGCGCACGGCUCGAAGCGGGCAAAGAACUCGCGCAGGAUGCACAUGGCAUUCUGUUUGCUUUCGGGCAAGGUGGAGGUGACGGUGGGCGACAACCUGUUCAGCAUCAGCAAGGGUGGUGUGUGGUUAGUGCCGCGAGGUGAGUUUCAGCCGCAUCCUUCCGUCCUUUUCCCCAGUUUUCCUGCAUCGUCACAAAGUUUCGACCUCUCUCUGUCUCUUUCGGAUUCGUUGCGCGUCAAGCAAGCUGCAUCGUGGCGGGACUGAGCAGGCGAGGCCGGAGAGAGUCGGUGUGCAAGAACACGUACGUGCGACCAGCGGUCGCUUUAUGCUUAUGCCUGGUCGCUGGCCGGCGCCGCGCAGCCGGGGCGAGCGGCAGCAUGGGCCUCGAAGGUUACACGGCUGCGGAACGACGCUAGCUAUGUGUUAGCAGUGCAGCGCUUAGCUGGCCGCCGCCUCCCACCACUGCCGACCGGGGCAUCCAAGCGACCUCGGCGUUGCACAGGCAGGCGCCACACUGAAGCGCGCAUGGCUUACGACGACCAUCGUCUGACAUCGACUGGCUUGACUGCCCCUGCCGCCACCAUGCUGCACCGCGGGAACACGGGCGUUCAUCUUCCCCAGCCGGGGUGAUACGACGCCUUGGAAACCGUCGCGCUGCGCAUACCAGGAUCCUGGUCGCUUCCCGCUGCCGCGUCCCGUCACCACGGUUGAGCCGUUACAAUCGUGCAGAUCUCA